Phanerochaete carnosa HHB-10118-sp is the source of this 2074-nucleotide messenger RNA. RefSeq lists its product as uncharacterized. Gene Ontology annotation, molecular function: zinc ion binding; DNA-binding transcription factor activity, RNA polymerase II-specific; DNA binding. NCBI's taxonomy places the organism in Eukaryota, Fungi, Basidiomycota, Agaricomycetes, Polyporales, Phanerochaetaceae. Bases 41 to 1879 code for a protein of 612 amino acids. Gene Ontology annotation, biological process: DNA-templated transcription; regulation of DNA-templated transcription. The transcript has 8 exons. Gene Ontology annotation, cellular component: nucleus. The record is from RefSeq and is a predicted model, not a curated record.
UCAUACUCUCAACUCCCCUCCAGCGCGAUUCUGAGUUAAAAUGUCCCCCAACAACUCGCCACCUCUAGCCCCUCAGUAUCAGCCGGGCCCCGCAGCAUACAUGCGGGCACCGAAGGGCAAGGCGUGUCUGAAUUGCCGCAGACGCAAGUUGAAAUGUGACUGUGCGCACCCGGUCUGCAGCCAGUGUGUGCGCCUCGGCCGCGAAGGGGACUGCGAGUACUCCGAGAAGGACCAGAAGACUCGCACAGAGAUCCUCGAGGAGCACGUCGCCGCGCUCAAAGCCCGGAUCGUCGAGCUCGAGGGCGCUGCCAAUGGCGGCGCUGGUGUCAGUCACGCGGAUGGAUUUGCCUCUUGGCCCGGUCUCUUGGAUGACGACGACUUUGCCGACCUCGCGGGGACGUCUCAUGACGCGAGGCACUCUGGUGGCAGUCAUGGUUCUAGUCCUGAAUUGACCGGGAGAGGCCAUUCAAUCCCCACCUAUCCCGAGGCGCAGAUCCUCCUUGACGCCUUCUUGCCGCACGCGCAGGAAGUCGGCUUCUUCCUCAACACGGCCCGGUUCUUGAGCAAGGUGUCACAACAGCUAUCUGGCCUCUCCUCUGUCGUAAACUCGUUAUUCGAUACCAUCAACGAAUCCGACCCGCUGCUGAGCGCCGUCUACGUGUGGGGUGCCGCACUGACCUCAGACGAAGACCUCAGAGUGCAACAAAGCGCCUAUCUCGCGAAGGCCGUACGGCAAGUCUCAGAGCUAGGCCCGAACAAGGUCCGCACGAUAAACACUCCCACAGCGCAGCCGAACGUGCUGCACAUAAUCCAGGCCCACGUUCUCCUCGCGAACUACUUCUACAACGCCGGCCAGUUCGCCGAGGGGCGCAGACACACCGCCGACGCUGUCUCGCUUGUCGUGCUCUACCGGCUGCACAAAAUCAGGAGCCCAACGCCACAUGACCGCUCGAAGAUGUCGCUCGCACACGCCGCCGACGAGGAGCUUGCGAUGCGGCCUGCGGCUGACCUGAUAGAGGAAGGCGAGCGAAUACACGCGUUCUGGCAAGUUUGCAUUCUGGACAAGACGUGGGCUGUAGUACUUGGAUGCCCAAGCCUGAUGGUCGCGGACGACAGUCUAGGCGCGGAGAUAGAUACGCCCUGGCCGCUUGCUACUGAACAGUACCGGGAUGGCACGCUUCCGCUAGAUUAUGGCAGCACAGGCCAGACGAUUCAGAGUUACUUGUCGGCGCACGAUGUCCUCUCUUCAUCAGGAUCAUCCCCGCUGGGCCUCCGCGCGCGAGCGUCAGCUUUGCUCUAUCGGGCGUCGUGGUAUGCUUCUUCCGGAUCUACAGACCCAGCGGCGCGAGAAAGACACGCAACGAGCUUCGAGACGACGGAAAAUCUUCUCGACAGGUUUAUUCUUUCCCUGCCGUCCCUCGAAGCUGCGCGCUCGCAGCUCGCACCAGAAGUCCACCGGCACCUCGCUGUUACUCAUUGCCUCGCCCGUCUCGCUAUCGUGCAGCUGCACUGGCCGUUCUACGACGACGAGCUCAACAGCGCCGCCAAGAUCAUGAGUGCGUGUAAGGCGAUCGUGGUCGCGGCGGAGACGGUACCGGCGAGCAUCUUGGCGCACGUAGAUCCGCUGCUUCCUAUAAUCCUGACGACUCCGCCGCGAGUUAUCGCUACAGAGCUCGUCCGCGUCGUGGCCUCGAAUGUGACCGUUUACAAGCGGCCACACAUGUUCUGCGUGAAUCCGCAUAUCAUGGCGGCGCACAUUGACGAGACCAUCGGGAUUAUGCGGCGUGUAAACCGCGACUCGAGGCUGACGGUGCUGCAGCUGGAGGCUGUGAACACGAUAAAUUCUGCCUUAGUGGGUACGGAGUUCCAGAGACCUUAAUGGUUUUGCUGUCUUGCAUUCUUCACCGGCCCCAUGGGCGGAACUACGCGCAUACUUUUACCAACAUCAGUCUCAUCGGCGGGGGAUAGCUGGAAUUGUAAUGAUAAACUCACUAAUACUAUCACUGAGCAUAGAUAUCCUAUGGUAUGCAGACAAGAUAGUGUUACAUGAACGAGAAACACAGGAGAAUGUAGG